This is a messenger RNA of Lecanosticta acicola, 1095 nucleotides long. The record is from the annotation of a GenBank genome assembly. NCBI's taxonomy places the organism in Eukaryota, Fungi, Ascomycota, Dothideomycetes, Mycosphaerellales, Mycosphaerellaceae.
AUGGCCCCCGCUUCCGUUCUUCAAUAUGACCUGGUCAAGGCCGAUGUCCUCCGCUCUCUCCCCGAAGACCCCACAGCCGCGAUGCGUUCUUGCCAGCAAUAUAUUAUCGAAAACAUUUCGCAGCAUGAAGAGACGGCUAUUCGCAUUCAUGUAUAUUUUUCCUGGAUGAAGGAGACUUUCCCGGAGACGACAGCUCGCUGGAAAGCCACUCUGGGGGAGGAAGAAGCGCUGGAUACCGUUUACCUCGCCGCGCAAACCAGAUAUGCCGAGCAGCGUCGGCUGGAGAAUGCCGUGUGUAGAAAUUGGCCUGACUGGGACUGGGUCGUCCCGAGAAAGAAGACUCCUCCCCAUUACUCCACCAAGACGCUUAAGGCGUUGAAGAAGCUUUCUGGUAUUCAACCAGACCAUGUCUCGGCCGUGAAUGAGAUUGCCGACCAGGCCGUUGCUCGUCUGAAGCGUAAAGGCGGUCGGCGCACCAAACAUUUGGAGCCGAGGGACAUUGAGGUAGUCAUAGAGAUAAUGGAAGCAGACCAGGUCGAGCAGGUCGAGCAGGCCGGGCCGGAAGAGCAGGAAGAGCAGGAAGAGCAGGCAGAGCAGGCAGAGCAGGCAGAGCAGGCAGAGCAGGCAGAGCAGGCAGAGCAGGCAGAGCAGAGCGACUCGCCCUCGAUCGAAGCUGGCCGCGGCGGUAGUGCACCAGUCAACGACGAUGAGACCUGGGAGGACUUGCGAGCCUCCAUUCCUCCGAUGCAGCAGGAUGAUCACCAGCCGCCUGGAUCGAACAAGCGCUCUACACCUCCGGCCGCUGCAGAAGGAGGUGAGCCCUCCAGCAAACGUCUCCGGGGGCGUGCCUCCAUCGAAAUCGGCGACCUCGAUGCCUCGCGGAUCGGUGCUCUGCACAAGAACAGCACCGUCUCGGCCAUCCUGGCCGUAGCUGCUCGGCGCACCAGCGCUGAUGAGAGUGCGGUCCUCUCUGCUGCUUCUGCAGAGGAGAGACAGGCAGCUUUGGCUCGCCUGGACGAGUCCGUCGAGGCCGUCGAAAUUUUGAAGAAAGCUCUGAGCAAGAUGCCAGAGCACUGGCUUGCUCGCAACGCAUAG